GCGGAGCUCGAGAACGCGCGCCCCUUUCAGUUCAGACCUCAGCACUGACCCGGCAGCCUGCUGCUCAAGUCCGGCAGCAGUGACAAGCAACAAGCAACAGGCAACAAGCAACAGGCAACAAUGUCUCAGAAGCCGAACUACAAAGUUGCGGACAUUUCUCUGGCGGAGUGGGGACGCAAGGCCCUCGACAUCGCUGAGAAUGAGAUGCCGGGCCUCAUGAAGAUGCGCCAGAUGUACGGCAAGUCCAAGCCGCUGACCGGCGCCCGCAUCUCUGGCUGCCUCCACAUGACGGUGCAGACGGCCGUUCUAAUCGAGACGCUUGUGGAGCUGGGUGCCAAGGUGAUGUGGUCGAGCUGCAACAUCUUCUCCACGCAGGACCACGCCGCCGCUGCCAUCGCCAAGGCCGGCAUCCCUGUGUUCGCGUGGAAGGGCGAGACGGACGAGGAGUACGUGUGGUGCAUCGAGCAGACGCUCAUUUUCCCCGACGGGAAGCCGCUCAACAUGAUCCUGGACGAUGGAGGGGACCUCACCAACCUCGUGCACACAAAGCACCCCGAACUGCUGAAAGGCAUUCGCGGCGUGUCUGAGGAGACGACCACGGGCGUGCACAACCUCUACAAGAUGCUCAAGAACAAUGAGCUCAAGAUCCCAGCCAUCAACGUCAACGACUCCGUCACCAAGAGCAAGUUCGACAACCUGUACGGGUGCCGCGAGUCACUGAUCGACGGCAUCAAGCGCGCCACAGACGUGAUGAUCGCCGGAAAGGUGGCAGUGGUGGCCGGCUACGGCGACGUGGGCAAGGGCUCCGCGCAGUCGCUGCGCUCGUUCGGGGCACGUGUCAUCAUCACCGAGAUCGACCCCAUCAACGCGCUGCAGGCCGCCAUGGAGGGCUACGAGGUGACGACGAUGGACGAAGCCUGUAAGGAGGCCAACAUUUUCGUGACAACGACCGGAUGCAAGGACAUCAUCACGGGCAGGCAUUUUGAGCAGAUGAAGGAGGACUCCAUUGUGUGCAACAUCGGUCACUUUGAUUGCGAGCUGGACGUCAAGUGGCUCAAUGACCACGCGGCCGAGAAGAUCAACAUCAAGCCACAGGUUGACCGCUACCGCUUGAAGAACGGGCGUCACGUGAUCCUGCUGGCAGAGGGGCGGCUUGUGAACCUGGGCUGCGCCAUGGGCCACCCGAGCUUUGUGAUGAGCAACUCCUUCACCAACCAGGUGCUGGCACAGAUCGAGCUGUGGAAGCACACUGACAAGUAUCCGCUCGGCGUCCACUUCCUGCCCAAGAAGCUGGAUGAAGCCGUGGCGGAGGCUCACUUGCACCAGCUGGGUGUGAAGCUCACCAAGCUGUCGGAAGAUCAGGCUUCCUACCUCAGCAUUCCACGUGAAGGGCCGUUCAAGCCUGACCACUACCGAUAUUGAAAGCUGUGCCCCGUAUCCCACUCUCUCGCCCCAAACCCCCCCAUGCUGCCCUGCCAUGCCCAGGGUUGCACUAGACCUAACGACAACUGGGCAUGUUUCCUAUAAGCUACCGGUUCCCAGAGUUUGAGACAUUUCAUUCAGCACGCAACUUGCAUUGCCCCCCGACUUGUGGCUGUGUUCGUGAGGUUUAAAUGGUAAAAGAAAUGAAACUCAUAAAAAUAGAAAUCUUGAACUCAAUUGCCAACGGUUUGUCGGAAAGUCUAACCGAAAGACGAGGCCGAAUGCGUGCGCGGCCCUCAUCUCGAUUCUGACACUCGAUGUCUCCCCACCGGAGUGCUCUCGUGACGUCGCUGUGGCGACUUCCUAGAAGCACAGCAGUCACUGAUGCCGGGACAUUACUCGAGUGCGAUGGUGGUGCUCCUGAAAGUCACUUUAAAUGUAUUUUUGUCUCCGAAACGAAACUUCAAACCUCGCAGGAGACAGCCCUGACACACAGCCUAGCUACGAGAUUUGAGCUGUUCGAUGGGUUUGGGUUGUGUCCCUAUCGGCUUUUAAGUGCUGCUCAAUAUCCGAUGGCUCAGCCUAAUAUCUAUUUCACAGAGAAAAUGCCCAAUUUCCAUUUGGUCCAAUCCAGCCCUGAUCAUGUCGUGCCCUGUAGCAGCAACGAUAACAAUGCACCAAGCUCAUCCCCUCUCCCAAUACAACAGCACAGUGGUCCGCGUACACAGUGGUCAGAGAGAGAGAGAGUUGCUCACAAUGAUUCUCUUGGGUGGUUGAGUGUUAAAAAUCCUACAUUAAAACACAACAGGUACGUUGAUGUAUACAUGGGGCCACCCACAGAGUGGCCGAGUGGUUUGUCACAGCUGUUGCAUUCAUGUCAGUGGUUAUCCGGUACAUUUAAUUGACAUGGUUUACGUCGCAAACUUCACAGGUUUUUUUUUUAAUGUGGCUUGAAAAAAAUCUCGUGCAGUUUUCGACCAAACCCAGUUGCUCCCGCCUGGCCAAUGUGUUCAAAAGGAGUAAGGACUCAUUUGGUUUAAAAUUGAUCCUUGUGUACACGAUGCACGAAUUCCAUCUUGUUUAGGAGAAUCGAUCAUUUACAAUUUGCAGACGGAUAAAACGAAACAUCCUCUGUGUAAGAAGAUCUAUCUUGGGAUCUCACUUGGCCCAUCAUCGUUAAAAGUAUCUGCAGGUCAAUAAAAAUUAGUUCCGCUUUGUAGGACCAUCAUCAGUGUUCGUCCUAUGGGAUGGACUGUUACUCGUCCAUAGCAAGGUGGAAAUUCGACACCGCUGGAUCAGGACUCCCAAUGGAAUUGAACAAUCACCCCACACGGGCUUUGUUGGUUUCUCCACACGGGCAUCAAUCUCAUUUCAGAAGCCUCAUGUUUGCUCCAGUUAAUGCUGCUGAUGAAUUGGUUUGUAAUCGGUGAUGUUGGACAUUUUUAGGCAACUAAAGAUUGAAUAAGACGGCCGUGACCGAACCAUCUGUGUGUGUGCGUGGUGGGGAGCGGUGGUGUAGCAGUUAGUACACUCGUGGCCAACACUAGUGAUGAUUAUCUGAACCAUACCUGGGCCUCCCCUAGGUCGACUCGGCCUCAAAUGAGUACCUGGUGCAGUGUGGAAACAUCGCCACUGGGAGACAAAGGUGGCUGGGUGUGGUCCUGGCGACCCACCCCCUCGAGAGCUGUGCCGACCUUCAUAGGUGCCAUCUAAUAACAUUUUCCCCAACAGUCUGUUAAGGCUCUACGGGGGAUCUUUGCCUUUUUUGCAUGUGUGGUAAGUUAUAAGCUAUCGCGCAGUGGUGUUGGUGUGCUGCACUAUGAAUCCAGCUGCCAUAAUUUGGAUCCCGUCGAGGUUGACUGUUAAUAGAGUACUUCGUGAGGUGUGUAAACAAAAGCACUGGGGAUACAAAGGCGGCCAGGCGUGGUAUUACACCACCCAGUUGUGCACCCAUGCCAGCUUCAAUAGACGCUCACUAACAGCGCUUUAUCCCAACAGUGAGACUUUUUGAGGAUUUCUUUGGUAAAUAAAUAACACCAUAAUUA
This is a messenger RNA of Petromyzon marinus (sea lamprey), 3467 nucleotides long. RefSeq names its product adenosylhomocysteinase (gene AHCY). Gene Ontology annotation, biological process: L-methionine cycle. The record is from RefSeq and is a predicted model, not a curated record. NCBI's taxonomy places the organism in Eukaryota, Metazoa, Chordata, Hyperoartia, Petromyzontiformes, Petromyzontidae. Gene Ontology annotation, molecular function: adenosylhomocysteinase activity. Gene Ontology annotation, cellular component: cytosol.